Messenger RNA from Ustilaginoidea virens, 3216 nucleotides. RefSeq lists its product as uncharacterized. The transcript has 7 exons. The coding region runs from base 1 to 3216 and encodes 1071 amino acids. The record is from RefSeq and is a predicted model, not a curated record. Lineage: Eukaryota; Fungi; Ascomycota; Sordariomycetes; Hypocreales; Clavicipitaceae.
AUGGCGGCAAGGCGGGCGAACCUGCCGAGGGCUUCACGUGGCCCUCGCCUGCAGCAAGACACCUGCGCGCGUCGCGCGGCGGAUGACGAUGACCACGACCCUACUGCAGACGUCGCCAGCUCCUCCGACGGGACCCGUCUCAGGCAGCCUACGAAGCGAGGGCAGGCAAGCCGACGUAGUUCCAUCACGAGAAUUGCCCAGAACGACCGAGCCCUCGCGGACGUGGAGCUCGACCAAGACACGUAUGGAGUUUCCGAGCUUCGAGACGGGCUAUUCGAGGCCAUUUUCCUCCAACCCCUUCGCCCCCCCAGCAUGCAACGCCUCUCCGGACAGGCAGCGGCCGCCUUGCCAUGGGAGCUUGGCAAGUCGUCUCCGCUGGUGGGCAAGGACCGUGUGCGUCGGCAAAUCCGCGAGCUCGGCUCCCUGCUUCGCCGCGUAGCCACCACGCGAGCAGGCGUCGGACUGCUCAAAGCAUCCCUGGCGUACGUUUCGGCGUACGCGCUCUGCCUGGCUCCGGCCGCGAGCACCUGGCUCGGUCGCCAUCACUACGUGGUGGCAGUAUCCGUAGUUCUGAACCACCCAGCCAGGACGCUCGGAGCCCAGCUAGAAGGCGCCGUGUUCACCGUCGCGGGAACCGCCGUCGGCCUGGGCUGGGGGGCCCUCUGUCUCUUGCUUUCCACCUCCGCCACGCUGGCUGCCGGGGCUGGAUACGGCGGCGUGCUGGCCGUGUUGCUGGCGUCGUUCAUGCUGGCCAUGGCUUGGGCUCGUGCUUUCUUCGCCCGAUCGCACCAGGCAGUGCUGUGCGCCGGCAUAGCCGUCCUGUUUGUAACUUUGGCGGCAGCAAACGGUCAACAGCCAGUGGCGUGGAGCAAGCUCCGCGGCUACGGUGUCUGCUGGCUUCUUGGCCAAGCCGUCUCCUUGGUAGUCAAUGUCGUCGUGUUUCCAGAUUCUGGCGCGAGAGCUCUCGCGACAACGCUGCACCGGUCACUAAGCAUCCUGCAGGAGACCCUCGAAGCCACCCCGUCGCCGCAGAGGAAGCAAAGGCAGCGCCUAGCCGCGGCGUUUGUUGAUCUUUCAGAGGCCCAUCGUGACAUGCGCAACGCCGUUACCGUCUCGCGGUUCCGGCCGGAGCAGGUCGAACGGGUUCGCAACACCAUGCAAGCUGUCGUCAGGGCAUUCUUCUCGCUGGAGAGCAAAAGCCAUCUUUUCCAGCACCUGUACGCGGACGGGCCGACGUGCGCCGCCGCAGUUGAGACCGAGGCCGCCCACGCCCUGGUCGACGAGCACAAGAGCGCCCGUCUUGGUGAGCCGGCUUGUGGGAACGGCCAGACCCGAUGCCGCCACGCAGCCGGCUUGAUUCGAACCCUGCGAGCCGCUGCAGAAGAGCUGCUGCGUUGCGUGAAGGACGGGCUGCAGAGAUGCGACGCGGCUUUGAUGGAUGCGUCGGGAUAUCGAGAAGCCCUGGGUCCGCCGCAAGCCGUGUCUCCAGACCUCGGGCCGUGGCAAGUUCGGACCAGGCUUGCAAAGGCUGCCUAUGAUGUUGAAGAAUCCAAUGUCCUCGGGUCGAGACGCCCAGCGGCCGCGGCGUCCUUGAUCCAUGACGCCAACGCGGUGCAGCUCUUCCUGCUCGCGAGGCACAUGCGCGAAGCCGUUGCAAAAGUCGAAGCUCUGGCAGACCAGGUCGCCGCACUGCAGGCAGAGUCGGACCAGCGGCCACGGCUGCACCUCCCGUCGUACCCGAUCCGCAAAGCGGUCCACCGGAACAACGCUCAAGUGCGGCAUGAUGGCGGCGGCGCUGCCGUGGCCUCGUGCGCGAGGACGUUUGCCGACAUUGCGCGGUCGUUUGGCAGCAUCGAAGCACUCGAGCACGAGACGGGGUCCAGGGACGCGACCGAACCAAGCAGGGACGCACCGCAGGCGACGAGCCCCGGCCCAAACACAUCACCGAGAUCCGAAUCGACGCCCCAGAGGAUCCGGCACAGGAUGUGGAAGGGGCUCCACGCCCUGCAGGGAACCGAAGGCCGCUAUGCCUUCCGAGUCUGUCUCGCGACGUGUCUUUUGUCGGUGCCGUCGUUCCUCCCCCGGAGCAGGGCCUGGUGGACCGAGUACGAAGCAUGGUGGGCGGUCGCCAUGAGCUGGGCUGCCAUGCACCCCCGGGCCGGAGGCAGUUUGCGAAGCCUCGCCACCGGGUCGGGAGCGGCUCUGCUGGGCGCCGUCUGGAGCGGCAUGGCCCUUGUGGCCGGCAACGGGAAUCCGUACCUGCUGGGCGCAUUUGCCGCCGUGUACAUGGUCCCCAUGCUCUAUUGCCACACGUCAAGCUCGCACCCGCGGUCCGGCCUCGCGGGGUGCCUAUCCUUCACCGUCGUCUCCUUGACCCUGCAGGCCCAAGGAGGUGGUGGUGGUCCGUCACCUGCCCUGCCAGCUCUCCUCCACGGACUGGCCUUUGUCGUUGGAGCCUGCGUGCCCGUCGUGGUGAACUGGGUGCUUUGGCCCUUUGUCGCCAGGCACGAGCUGAGGUUUUCCCUGUCCUCCAUGCUGCAUUUCAUGAGCAUCCUCUACAGACACGUGGUGGCCAGAUACGUCUACUUUAGCGACGGCAAAGACCCUACAGCCGCAGACCUGCGCGAAUCGGAAAUCCUCGAGGGACGGCUCAGAGAAGGAUUCGUCCGAAUCCGCCAGCUCCUCGCCCUCACCCGCCACGAGCUCCGUCUUCGCGCCCCCUUCGAGCCCCUCCCCUACGCCGCCCUCUCCGAGGCCGCCGAGCGCUUUUUCGACCACCUCAUCGCCGUCCGCCAAUCCGCCUUGUUCUACAACCCGGGCUUUCUUCGAGACGACUCCCCUGCGGCCGAGAAGCUGCUCAGCCAUCGGCGCGAUGCUGUAGCCGCCGUCCUGGGUAACCUGUACAUCCUGGCUGGGGCGCUGCGGUCCCAGCGAAAAGUCCCGUCGUACAUGCCCAGCGCGGCUGCUGCUCGGAGGCGGCUGCUGGCCAAGACGGCUCAAUUGGAGACAACGUCGGCCCCGGACCCCCUGCGUGCCGGAGAGACGUGGAGCGACUUGUACAGCUUCUCGUACCACGAGGGCUUGACGGGAUGCGUCUACCAGCUCGAGCAAAUCGAGAUGUACGCAAAGAUGAUUCUGGGUGAGCAAGGGUUCGAUGACGACUUUUUCUCCCAUGACCAUCAUGAACGAGAUGGCUGCCAUGACGAUCAAUCAUAG